AAAAGAAUAUGGUCCCAUUUUCCGCAUCAAGCUGGGAUUCCAGGAGAUGGUGGUGCUGACUGGCUAUGAGACAGUCAAAGAGGCGCUAGUGAACCAGGCUGAUGCAUUUGCAGAUAGGGCUGAGUUCCCCAUUUUUGAAGAUGCUGGGAAAGGAUCUGGUCUUAUUUUUGCUCAUGGUGAGAACUGGAAAGUGAUGCGACGGUUUGCAUUAUCCACAUUACGGGAAUACGGAAUGGGCAAGAGGACCAUUGAAGACAAAAUCACUGAAGAGUGCAGUGUCUUAACAAAGACAAUGAAGACUUAUGCAGGAAAACCCUUUGACAUCACAACAAUUCUGACUGCUGCUGUUUCCAACAUCAUAGUUUCUAUUCUACUUGGGAAACGCUAUGAAUAUGAAGAUGCCACAUUUCUGCGACUACUGAAGAUGAUAAAUGAAAAUCUUCAGCUUUCGGGAAGCCCUGCUGUGUUGCUAUACAAUUUGUUUCCCAAAUUGGGGUUCCUUUUGGGUGCUGGUAAAAAAGUAAGGAAAAAUGAAAAAGAGCUCCAUGAUUUCAUACGGACCACCUUCAUAGAAUAUCUUCAAGAUCUUGAUGAAAAUGACCAGAGGAAUUUUAUUGAAUCAUUUCUUGUUCGGCAAAAACAGGAGAAUAGGAAGAUGACGCAUGGUGGAUUUUUCCAUAACGAAAAUCUUAUAGGUCUUGUAGAUGAUUUAUUUAAUGCUGGUACAGACACAACAACAAACACUCUGCGCUGGGCCAUACUCCUAAUGAUGAAAUACCCAGAAAUUCAGAGAAAGGUCCAAGAAGAAAUUGCAAAAGAGAUUGGUGAUACCAAGCCAAAGACAGACCACCGAGCCAAAAUGCCUUACACUGAUGCUGUAAUUCAUGAAAUUCAAAGGUUUGGUGAUAUUCUUCCAUCCAAUUUGCCACAUGCAACCCUCAUGGAUGUAACUUUCAAAGGCUUCUUCAUCCCCAAGGGCAUGCACAUCAUUCCUUUGCUGACUUCUGUGCUCCAUGAUGAAUCUCAGUGGGAGAAACCUCAUGAAUUCUACCCUGAGCAUUUUCUUGACUCUGAAGGAAAAUUUGUGAAGAGGGAUGCAUUCAUGCCAUUUUCUGCAGGUCGAAGAAUAUGCGCAGGUGAGACCCUUGCCAAAAUGGAGCUCUUCCUCUUCUUUACCAGCCUCCUGCAGAAAUUUACCUUCCAUCCACCCCCAGGAACAUCUAAAGAUGACCUGGACCUCACCCCUGAUGUUGGACUUACCUCCCCUCCCAUGCCUUACAAGACCUGUGCUGUGUUACGCUGAUCUGACAGUAUAUACAUUACUUAUAUUACAAUAUAUGUAUCAGUUAUCAAUAUAUCUACAUUUACAUCUAUCUAUAACUAUAUCUAUAUUAUCUAUAUCUAUAUUUAGCUAGCUACAACAAUCAUCUAUCACUUAUUUGUCUAUCUAUUAUCUGUCUGUCUAUCUGUCUGUCUAUCAUCUAUCUCAUUUUCUUAGCCUUGAAAUGUCUUCAGUUUGACAGACAAGAUUUAACAAUAUAAUUCAAUACUGUCUACAUUUCAUGUGCUAUUUAGAAGAUAAAUGGAAAUGAUCUAUAUAUUAUAUUCUUUCUUUUACAAAAUAUAAUAAUUUAGUUAUGAUAGAAGUAGUAAUGAUAAUUGUGAUUUAAAAGUUUUCUCUAGACCUGUUAAUAUAAUCAGUAAAUUCUAGCCAAAAUAUUAAUUUGGAUAACAAAUGAGAUUCAGCCACUUUCAAGAAGUAGAACUGAGUGCUAAUGGCCAGAUGACUGCAAGGAAUAUAAAUUCUUUCAUCCUCCACCAUUCAAUCAAGAAGCUUCUUGGUUGUGAAGCAAAACAACUUCGAGGAAAAAUAAAGUACAGUUGCCUUUUGAAAAAGCACCUUUGGGACAACCAUGACCUGGAUGACUGAGAAUCUCCAUGGACAAAUGAGAUUCAGUAACAUUCAAGAAUUUCCUUUUUCUUGGAAAGGAGCUUUAAUUUCUUGGCUAUCUAAUAGGAGGAAUGACCCAAUUUGUCCAAAACCAUAUUGACCCAUCUCAUUAGAUAAUGUAGAAGAGAAAGUCUUUACCACAAAAACAAUAAAUGUGCUUCUAAAUAAACUGGUACAGGUUGAUGUUUGUUCCUAAGACUUACAUGAACUAUAAUGAAAGAUGUACCAGGGGAAUGAGGACAAAGGUUGGGGAUGGUGGCUGUUCUAAGGAGAGAAGAAAAUAGUGACAGCAAGAUGAUGACAAGCAUGGAAAGUUAUCAUCAGACACAGCUGCAGGUGACUCUUAGGUAGCUGCUCUCAAGUUUGUAUCACUGUAGCAUUCCAGCCCCUUCUGCUUCCCUACAAGACUUGGCCAUCAGAGCUUCCAUGGCCCCAAAUUUCUUGCUGAUUCCAAAUGCCAGUAAUAAGGAUGAUAAUAAUGUAUGAUCUGGCAUACAUUAUAGAAAAUUGACUGGGGGGGGGUCUGUAUUGUGGGAGGAGAGGCUGUCAUAGCAAGGUGUUCGCCUGGGUUGAUA
Molecule: messenger RNA, 2526 nt
Organism: Ahaetulla prasina
Lineage: Eukaryota; Metazoa; Chordata; Lepidosauria; Squamata; Colubridae
Product: cytochrome P450 2K1-like
Exons: 8
Coding region: 47-1303 (418 amino acids)
Biological process (GO): xenobiotic metabolic process
Cellular component (GO): cytoplasm; intracellular membrane-bounded organelle
Molecular function (GO): heme binding; iron ion binding; oxidoreductase activity, acting on paired donors, with incorporation or reduction of molecular oxygen, reduced flavin or flavoprotein as one donor, and incorporation of one atom of oxygen
Source: RefSeq, a predicted model, not a curated record